AUCAGAUUCGGUCAAAUCAUUUUAAACUCUUCUUUCAGUCGUUCUGGGUCAUAGUGGUUCAUAAGGUUCUGUGGAAUUAUUAUAGUGUUGAUAGUUGUGAAAUAAAAAAUAAUAAUAGCAAUGAAAUAUAUAAUCGCAAUUUUUGUUGCAAUCAGCAUUGUAAGUUUCACAUUUGCUGAAGAGAAUCACACAGACGAUGCAAAAACUAAAGCAGAAGAAUACAUUACAGCUUGCAAAACAGAAACUGGAAUUUCUGAUGAGAAUGCAAAUAAAAUUAAAGCCGGUGACUUUAGUGUGAGAGAUGAGAAGGCACAGUGCUUCACACAUUGCUUCUUCAAAAAAGCCAGUUUCGUGAACGACAAAAAUGAAAUCCAGCCUGAUAUUAUGAUAACUAAAUUAUCGCACAAACCUAAUGAAAAGAAUGAAGCUCUUGAAACAUUGAUCACAAGAUGUGCCAAGGAGAAAGGCGAAAGUGAUUGCGAGACAUCAUUUAAAAUUUAUGAAUGUUAUCGAGGAGGUGCUUCAUAUGAAUCUAUCCGAGAAAGACAGAAAAAGCGACUUGAGAUUAGUCGAGCUAUGAGAACGUGCAUCUUUGAGAACAGAGUGACUUACACAUUAGCAGUUCAAUAUGGAAAAGGAGACUUCAAGGAUGAAAGUGAUAAAGGAAAAUGUUUCUUGAAAUGUUUUGCGGUUAAAAUGAAGCUUUUUGAUUCUGAGACUGGUAAUCCACAGAAGGGGGAAUUGUUAAACUAUUCUUCAUACUUGUCAGCUGAAGACCUGCCUUUCAAUGAAAUCAUCGAUAAAUGUGACAAAGACACAGAACGAAGUGAGAAUCAAUGUGACUUUGUUUUCAGAAUGUACAAAUGUCUCUGGAAUGGAAUCAAAAAUUCCCCUGAACCAGAAAGUUUAAGAAAUUCAUUCAAUGAUGUUUUUGGGUUCAAUCAAUUGUUUGAUGAUGGUGAGAUAAAGGCAGAACUGGAAGCAGAAGCUGUUAUGGAUGAGACUGAAGUUAAGGAGGUUAAAGAAGCUAAUGCUAAAAAGUAGAACUGUCAAUUGCAUUUUUUAAAACAUCUUAAAAUUAAAUUAAUUUUUGAAACAUUUUUAAUAUUGAAUUAAAAUUUUUUCUUUAAUUUCUUAGCCAAGUUAACACCUUUCAGGUAGCCGAACAAUAUUAAAUUAAAAUUUCAGCAAUAUUAACAAAAUUUAUUGCUCUUUCAUAAAAUUCUUAGUUUAUUUUAUAAGAAAAACAUCUGAAAAACCGCAUUGCGAUUAAAAACUGCA
Messenger RNA from Chironomus riparius, 1281 nucleotides. NCBI's taxonomy places the organism in Eukaryota, Metazoa, Arthropoda, Insecta, Diptera, Chironomidae. The record is from the annotation of a GenBank genome assembly.